GCGGCGGCUCCGCGGCGGGCGCUAAAAUGGUGCACAUCGGCGGCUCUUUGCGCCGCUUUCCUGGGCCUGGGUUUCUUCUCCCCCCCCCACCCCCGGUUGUCCAUGCGAGGCGACCUCGCAUUUCCCUCGCAAUGCUGUCGAAGGCCCUCAGUCCACGGAGGAGCCGAAGGAACUUCAGGACGGGACUCGGCACGUUCCGGUCCUUGACACGGACAGAAAUGCGGUGUCACCGCCAGUAGAUGCGUAAAAACAAGUACACACAGGUGUGUGUGAGAGAGGGAGUCAGCGGUGGAGGGAUUUGCGGGGCGCCUAUUGCACUGUUCUCCUCAAGUACUUGAAAUAUAUUAGCGUGGCCUUCCCAGGAAUGUGGACUAGAGUUUUCAUCCACUGCAGCCAAGUGAAGAUUUGCAGGUGGUUGUGGCCCAAAACACCUGGAAGGCACUAGGAUGCCAAAGGAUAAUAUGGUGAAUGGGGCACUCCUGUGUAGUGCAGCUGCAGUCCCAAAAUAGAAGCCCUCAGUUGGUUAGGAUUUAGAUCCUGCCUUUUGCCAGGAUGGCCUUAAGAUAGCUUGCAAUAUAUAUAUUUAACCAUAUAAAUUAAAUAGGUCAGAGCAGCAGCAACAGAAAAAUCCAGGUAAAAAGGAGAAGUAUAUUUGUAGGGUCAAAGGAUGAAGAUCUUGUUGCCUAUUAUAUGAAACCACCUAGUGGUUUCUGAGGAUUUUGAGUCAGGUGUCGCCAAUCCAUAUGCUGCUGAUGCUCUGCAGUUUUUUGUGGUUAAGGUGGGAGAGUGGAAGUGCUAAAUUGUUGUUUGAUCUUAAAUUUAUUAAUCCAUUACCAAGCCCAGUCUCAGCAAAAUGGAGGUGCUGUUGGUAGGUGAUUCUUCUGUCUCAGACAUGGUGUUCAACCUAUUGAAGGUGGGGGUUAUAUGUCUAGCAUGUACCAGUAGUUUUUUUUAAGUCACAUCAUUUUGGUUAGAGUGGCUCCUCUUGCACUGAAAUAAGCUCUGGUAAUCAUAAUGUACUUGCUGCUUUUGACGAUUAUCUGGAAACCACAGUUAGUUCACAAUAUAGCUGAUUGGGGUGGUUUCAUGAGCAUUUAAUUGAUCUUAAAACUGCUUUUGAUCUUACUCCUAAAAAUUUUUAAUGGGAGAAUAAAUAUUUGUAUUCUGUAGAUAAGAUACUUCUUUAAAAAUUUGAAUUACAAGUAAUAAUCUCCCAUUAUCCCACUGAUUUCAGUUGCUCUUACUUCUGGAUAAGUGUGCUUAGGAUUGCAAGGAGUGUUGUCACCUACUGACUUAUUUUUAUUUUUUUAUGCCAAGUUUAUUAAUAACAGAAAGUAUGUUUGAUUUGCACUUCACAUUGAUAUUUAUUUAUUUCCAGGGUAUGGCCAUUGCUAUCCUAGGGCCCACAUUUGAAGACCUGGCUGCAAAUGUGAACAAAAAUGUCAGUCAAAUUUCUUAUAUUUUUGUGGGCCGUUCAUCGGGGUACUUUGGUGGUUCUCUGAUUGGCGGUAUACUUUUUGAUUGCAUGAAUGCCCAACUUCUCUUGGGAUUUUCUAUGCUGGGUACAGCUCUGGGUCUUUAUGUCAUCCCCUGGUGCAAUAAAGCACUUCUGUUAACAUUCAUGAUGUCUGUCAUUGGGUUUGCAAUGGGAGUCCUUGAUACAGGUGGCAAUGUUCUUGCCUUGGACACAUGGGGAGCAGAGGCCGGUCCGCAUAUGCAGGCCUUACACUUCAGUUUUGCUCUGGGUGCUUUUGUGGCUCCCAUCCUGGCCAAGAUGGCGCUAGGUGGCUCCGCUAUUGAUUCUCCGGUUCUGUUGGGUGGUAAUGUUGACAAUCAGUCUGUCGUGAAUUCUCUUCCUGCUGCUACACCAGUCCUGAAGCUGCAUUUAAGCUUGAACUUUAUGUGGUCUUAUGUUGUUAUAGGCAGUUAUCUUUUGCUUGUUGCAUUGUUUUUCCUUGUUUUGUGUUUGAAGAGCAGUCCCGUCCGCGACAGGACAAAGUUUUCCACACAGAAAUACGAGAUUGCUAAAUACCACCGUGCCGUCAUAUGUCUCCUCUCUGUGUUCUUUUUCUGGUAUGUAGGGGCAGAGGUCACUUAUGGUUCUUACAUUUUUACCUAUGCAAAAACCUUUGCUGGCAUGAAGGAACAUGAAGCAGCUGGGUUGAAUUCCCUCUUUUGGGGAUCAUUUGCAGCUUGCAGGGGACUGGCAAUCUGUUUUGCUGCUUGCUCUUACCCUGGAACUAUGAUCCUUCUGAGUGUCAUAGGUUCCACUCUGUCAUGCCUAUUCCUGGCACUGUUUAGUACAUACCCAAUCUCUCUGUGGCUUGGCUCUGCAGUGUAUGGAGCGUCCAUGGCGACUAUCUUCCCUAGCGGCAUUUCCUGGAUUGAGCAGUAUACAACCAUCCAAGGGAAAUCUGCAGCAUUAUUUGUAAUGGGUGCAGCUCUGGGGGAAAUGUGUAUUCCUGCAGUGGUUGGCUUCCUUCAAGGACACUUUCCUGCUAUCCCUGUGCUCAUGUAUUCUGCAUUGGGAGCAGCAACCAUGACAUCAGUGCUGUUCCCCGUGAUGUAUAAAUUAGCUACAUCACCCUGUGAUGCUAAACUGAAGGGUGCUGGAGAUGGUGAGCUCCAGGAAGCCUUAUUAUCCCAUUCUCAUCUUGAGGAGGAGGAGGAGGAUGAUGAUGGCAGAGAAUGGAAUGAAGUAGACUUUGAAGUAAUUGAGAUGAAUGACACUAUGAGGAACUCUGUCAUAGAAACAUCCAAGAAGAUCGAAGGGGAAUCAACACCUGCCACCUCUGGUCACCCUUCUUCAAGAAACAUUUUUAAUUCUUCUCCUCAGCUUACUCUCGGCUCCCCAAAACAAAAGAAUUCUAGUAAGAAUGACUAAGCCUCUCUUGCUUUAAGAACAAGAGGUUCACCAGACACUUCAUUAAAGUGGUGAGAAGCUUGGUUCAAUCCCAGUUAAAUUUGGUUUUUGGUAUAACUGUGUAUUUGCAGGUAGCAAAAAGGGAUGAUGUGGUGGAGCCAUUUAUGCGAGCGUGAUGGUAGUAGAAAAAGCAAACAAAAGCCAGGUUUUCAUAAAUCCAUAUUCUAGUGGUUCUUUAGGCAGAUGGUGAGCUUACAUCUGGGAAGUGUAGUAAAAUAAUCACGACUGUCUUGAUUCAUAUCUGAUUUCUAUACUGAACAUUGUAAGCAAGCUUUGACCAAAGGAGGUUGCAUUUCAUUUGAACCAUAGUGUGAUACUUAGCAAGGUACCUUAUGAGGGCACCAGGGAUAGUCCUCAUUCUGUAAAUAGCUAUCUUUGUGUUCCUAAGAUGUUGAUUCCAAGAUUUACUCUAAUAAUAAGUAUAUUUUUAAGAAAGUGAAAAAAAUGUUGUUUUGCAGCUUUUGAAUAGCUGUAUCUGAAUUAUUUUCGAAAAGCAAAAGUAUCACAUUAUGAAAAUAUUUAAUUCUUUAGUACUUAUGUUAUUGAUACAGGCAAUUUUUAAUUUGUUUGGAGGUUAUGUUCCCGUGCACAUCGAUGGAGCACGUGUAAGCCUGUUCUGCUCCUGCCCCACCCCUUUUCGUGACAUCUUUAGGAGGUUUGGGGGCUACUUCAGGUUCAGAGCCAUGUGGGUGAUUGCACAUCGUUCAGACAAUCCUAAAUUGAUCGUUGCCUGUACUUUCUCUGGGAGCAAGCUAAAACCCAGGCACAUCUAUUUCCCUUUUAGUAUGAGUAAGCCCUAUCCAUCCUAUUUUCAUUAACAGAACUUACAAGUCAUAUCAUUUUAUUUUAUUGAAGCACAUGGCAACAGCAGUUUGCUAGGUUACUGUAGAAGGGAAAUUCUGUAAUCUAUAAUGGCAGUUCAUCCAGAUCCUUACCCUCAAUAAUGCCACUUGGUAGAGGUGUUCUUUCUAGAACAUGCAGAAUGUGGUUUAAAGAACACAACAUUGCAAGCACUCACUAGAAGAGCACAGGCUGUGCUUUCUUCCCCCACUCCAAUCCAGGCAUAAGUUCUCAACUUAUUAGUGUACAGACUGUCCAUACAUAAUAAAUGCUCUUUUGUAACUGCUGUAUAAUUGGAAUGGCAUUAUUUAUGACUUUACAAUUAAAUGGCAAGAUUCUGUGGUAUGUGGUUUGUUCAUGGUGAAACAGAGGAAUUGUGGACUGGAACUUGGGAAAGCUAGCAUUUUGGCUGUAGACAAUGAAGCUACCUCAAUGGGAUGAUUCUUAAUAUUAAAAGCUGAAUAAGUGAAGAUGUCAGUCUUUAAAAAACUAAGCAUUAAUAUGCAAUAAAUUGCGGAUUAGACUAAAUUUGUACACCAUUUCACAAUUAGAAAUAUUACAAACUUAAAAAGCCAGAGUUAAUUGUGUUUCCAUUAACUGAAUCUCAUUAGUAAAUUUCUUAACAGUUUGAACUGCCCGAAGUGUGUAUAUCCAACUUAUUGCCUGUAAGAACUAGGAUCCAAAAUACUACUUUACGCAUGCAUAAAGGAUUGAAUAUGCGCAGGGGAUUGUUUACCCUCCUCAUUUUGAAUGGUGCACCUCAUUGCCAUAACAAGAAGUUUUCCAUGCACUAUGAAAACCUGUUGUUGCUGAAUUAUGGUUUCAAAGUUUCUUUGGGGCCACAGAUGAAGCCAUGUGGUUGUGUGGUAGCCUUUUUGUUGAUGAAAAUAGCUGCCGAUUGUUGGGUGAAAUCAAAUCAAGAGCAUGGUAAUAGCUUAUGUUUUUGAAGAAUUUGUGCUGAGUUGUGGGUGUUGGGUAUUAAAGGUCAUAUUAAGGAUUCUUGCUCUUGCUUGGGGUUCUAAGUACUGUAAAUACUGUACUGUAACUCAAAACUCAGUAUUUACUUGAGGAAUCGGGUCCUUUCCUACAAUGCAAAUGUUAUUCCUGGUAUAUUUGUGAUUGUUUUGUAUGAAAUGGCAUUAUGAAAUAGAUCAGUUCUGCAAUUUGCACCUUUUGACAACUUGUUUUAACUCUAAUCAAUGCUACAUUUGCCUUAAAUGUUAUAGCUCUUAUUUGGGUCUGAUUAUUAUUUUCUCUCAAGUGUGUGUCUAUUGGUAAGGUAAUUUUGUAAUGUAAAUGUAGCUAGGGAGUUAAUUGAUUGUGUUUACAGGGGUAUUGGGAAGUGUGAUAUUUUCUUGAAUAAAAAUUAUUUAUUUAUCAA
Messenger RNA from Zootoca vivipara (common lizard), 5144 nucleotides. Lineage: Eukaryota; Metazoa; Chordata; Lepidosauria; Squamata; Lacertidae. The record is from RefSeq and is a predicted model, not a curated record.